This is a messenger RNA of Ornithodoros turicata, 1041 nucleotides long. Its product is annotated as putative nuclease HARBI1. The record is from RefSeq and is a predicted model, not a curated record. The transcript is spliced from 4 exons. Lineage: Eukaryota; Metazoa; Arthropoda; Arachnida; Ixodida; Argasidae. Bases 1 to 1041 code for a protein of 346 amino acids.
AUGGAAGUGCCAAUCGCAGCGUGGGUGAGGCGCAACAGCGGCCGCAGGACAUUUCGCCCGUAUAUUGACGCCUUCGAGGCAACAGAUGAGGAGUUCAUGCGAAUGUACAGACUUACGAAGCCAAUGGUUCGCUGGCUAUGCGACCAGCUACGGUCCACCCUCCGUCCAAAAAGAAGGACUCGGACGGCGCUGUCCGUGGAGAGACAGAUUCUCAUCACCCUGCGGUUCUACGCCACAGGCAGUUUUCAAGGGGCGGUAGCUAGCGACCGGCACAUGGCAGUCUCGCAGAGCACCAUCAGCAAGGUGCUCUUCAAGGUGACGAAUGCCAUAGUGCUACAGCUGGCGCCCCUGUGGAUACGAUUCCCGACCGAACCCGACGAGAUCCGUGAGGUCAUGCGGGCAUUCAAGACCAAAUGGAGAUUGCCCGGCGUGAUUGGCUGCGUCGACGGGUCGGUCAUUGGUAUCCUGGCCCCAUCUGAGAGGAGCGGGCAGUACCAGAAGAGUGCUUUCUUCUGCUGGAAGCAGUACUUCGCAAUCAAUGCCAUGAUCGUGCGUGACGCGUCGAUGCGGAUCACGUCGAUGGAUUGCUCGUUUUCCGCCGGAGCACACGAUGCCUACGUGUGGAGGCACAGUGACAGUGGCUAUCCACUGCAACCGUGGCUGCUAACGCCGUUGCCUGGAGACCCUCCCCCCAACACUCCGGAGGCCCGAUACAACAGACGCCACAAAGCGGCGCGCGGCAUAGUGGAGAAAUGUAUCGGACUGCUGAAGUCAAGGUUUCGCUGCCUGCAGCGAUACAGGACUCUCCACUACAAUCCGCACAGGGCCUCAAACAUUGUUGUGGCACGCGCCGUGCUCCACAACAUAUGCAUCCACGCACGGGCACCACCUACCGAGGACGCAGGGGAGGGUGACGACGACGACGGCGGUGAAGAUACCCCGGCUACGACGAGCAGCCCUAACGCGGAUGCUCCCCCGGACAGGGAGAUCUAUAACAUCGGGGCAGCUGUUCGUGCAAGAGUGAUUGAGCCGCUGUCGUAG